Leptidea sinapis is the source of this 2760-nucleotide messenger RNA. RefSeq names its product LIM domain only protein 3-like. The transcript has 7 exons. Gene Ontology annotation, cellular component: nucleus. The coding region runs from base 342 to 1013 and encodes 223 amino acids. Gene Ontology annotation, biological process: positive regulation of transcription by RNA polymerase II. The record is from RefSeq and is a predicted model, not a curated record. Gene Ontology annotation, molecular function: transcription coactivator activity; DNA-binding transcription factor binding. NCBI's taxonomy places the organism in Eukaryota, Metazoa, Arthropoda, Insecta, Lepidoptera, Pieridae.
ACGCUCUCUACCGACUCUACUCUACUCUAGCUCAUUCCGGAGUCGAUCGUCACUGUGACAGCACGUGUCUCUCAGCACACAGUGACUCACAAACUUUUUCGACGUGCCGUAUUUUACUCGUAAAUCGAAUAAAUAAAUCUUAAAACAAUUGAAUUAUAACGCUCAGUGGCUUCUUUAGACGUUUUAGUGUAAAUUAAACUGUACGUUGUAGUGUAAUAAUAGUGAUUUAUGUUAAGGUGUUUUGGAUUUUUUAUUUACGUAUCGUCAGUCAUUAGAAAACUACAAGAAUCCAGGUGAAAUUGUCGAAGAUUAUUGAAUGUGAUGCCGGAGUGACCCACACGAUGAUCCGCGACCCGCCGCCCACUCAUAAACCUGACAACUCUACAAGUCAGCAGGACGAAAACAAAUAUGGCCUCAGCACAGUGUCGAGUAACUCUGGUGCUGCAAGGCUGUGUGCCCAGUGUGGGAAGGUCAUCACGGAGAGGUUCUUGCUGAAGGCCAUGGAGAGGUUCUGGCACGAAGACUGUCUCAAGUGUGGCUGCUGCGACUGUCGGCUGGGGGAAGUUGGCUCCAAGUUGUACUACAAAGCAGAUCUGAUGCUUUGCAAGAGAGACUAUCUUAGACUCUUUGGUGCCACCGGCAACUGUGUGGCGUGCAACAAAGUGAUUCCCGCGUUUGAAAUGGUGAUGCGAGCGAAGAGUUUCGUGUACCACUUGGAAUGUUUCGCCUGUCAGCAGUGCAACCACAGGUUUUGCGUCGGCGACAGAUUCUAUCUGUGCGACAACAAGAUUCUCUGUGAAUACGAUUAUGAAGAGCGGCUGGUUUUUGCCAGCAUGGCGGCUAAUCCCACCGGCUUGGCGCACAUCCGACGCCAAGUGAGCGGGCUUCAGUCGCCGGGCGGCGCCUACGUCGCGGGCUCGCUCGUGGACAAGGAGCCGGGGCUCGCGGGCGCCGACGACGCGUCCAGCGGCUACGGCAGUCCGCCCGACCCCGACCUGUGUGACGCACGGUGACCGGGCCGUCGCGCCGCGCCGGUCAGUACCACGCAGGUGAAACCAUACUGAGUGUUGUGGUGCGGCGCUGGGCCAUCACUCCACGUGAACUCAACGAAUCUACAACAAUAUAUAUACAUUUGAAUAAGACACGGAGCUCGCGACACAUUCGUUACUUAAUAACACCACGUUUAGACGUUACAGUUUUCUUUCAAACACGUGCGUCCCGUUUAUAAAGCACUCUUUAAAAUAAUAACAGGCCAGUGAGGAACGCUAAGUGACAGAGAAGCCUGUGUUAGAGGGGCGAGUGAACAAUUAUUAAUUAUUAACCUUUUAGUAUUUCAAGAUGCAUAUUGUAGAAGCAUUGAGUUGGACUCCAGCGAGCCAUCGAUGGCGGAUGCGGCACUUUAGAAACUGUCCAGGUUGCGUUGCGAUAGCGUUGUCUGAACACGAUAUUUCCAUUAAGGACGAGUAUACGAGUUGAGUCUACAUGUUAAGAUAGUUGGCGUGGGUAGGGCUGUCGCGAGCACAGGGCUGUCGCGGGCUUGUACUCACACACUGGUACUCGUUAUAAGCCUUGCUCCAGCCACUUUAGCGGCUCCGAGAAACAUUAUUUCUUAAUCUGUAAUAGAAGGAUUUAUCUAAUAAUUUGUAUUUUAUAGUUUAGCUUAAGCUGUAAAUAGUUCGUUAAAGAUAUGCAUACAACGAGUCAGGUCCAUAAAAAUGUAUAUGUAUGAUAAAAUCGAUCUCAUUGUUAUGAAAAUUUUAUAAAGUAGUAAUAUUGUUAUCAUACAUGGUAUGAAAUAUCAUUGUGAAUAUUUUAUUUGCCCCUAUAGAUCGGUUAGAUAUUAUGUUAUGUUCUUGCGUUAUAUUUUGCCAAAGAUUGCCCCUGUGUUGGAUUCCCUACACGAGGGAUAAUAAUCUCUUUUAUUUUGUUUCGAGUAUUGUUGCCUGUACUGGUGUUCGGAUGUGGUGCAAUGGUUUUAAAUAAUGACUUUGUGUAAUGUAACGGUAGAAGUUAGUUAUAGGAGAUAUUUUUUUAUAAAUAAUUGCUUACAUUUAUUUUGUGUUACUCAAUAGUUUUUGAUUCACAUACUAGGGCCAGAUUCAAAUGUGACUCGCGUUGUACGUAGAAAGUAUAAUUCGUAAAAUGAUAAUUCGAAAUUACGCAAUAGUUAUCAUUCCCAUUCAAAAUUUUCAAAUCGCUUGCAACAAUCUUACUAUAACAGAAAAUAAUAUAUUUAAUAAUUUGCACAUAAUAUCUAUUAUUUUAUUUACAAAACCAAUUUAUUUAGAAACUGUGGUUCACCUAGUCUACCGAAUCCGGCUAACGGCAUGUGGGAUAUAGAAGUAAUACCGCGGUACAUUCCUAUGUUAUUAUUUUUGUUGGGAAAAUACUUUUCAUCAUAAUCAUUAUUGGAAAUUGAAAAAAAAAAAAUUCAACCUAAAUAAGGUUUUGUCAGUAAAUAAAAAUAAUAAUUAAUAUUAAUGCUAAGCUGGUUGAUGUUAGCUAAACUUGUCAUUAUUUACUUUUCACACACACACACACACACACAAACUUAUCUUAUAAUCUUAACUUGUAGAUAUCUGCUUAAUACAAUAUAAAUAAUAAAGUAAUUAUUUCCAAUGUAAAGAAAAUAAAGAUUUGUCGUUAUUAAGAGUAAUAUUUAUUAAGAUCUAUGAGUAUAAUGAUGUUAAAUAUGUCACCGAGAGAAAAGUUGUCAUGUGAGUGUCAUGGUGUAAAUAAAUAUUAUAUUUAUUUAAAUUA